AUGGCAACUACAAAGCAGAAAAAAUCAAAACACUUGGAAGAGAGUACUGAAAAACGAUUAUUUUCCGAUGGAAUAAACCAAAUAGAGCAAGGAAUAUGCAACAUAAUAACCGUAUUCGGACAAUUAGAACAAAAAAUUCAUUCAGAUACAGAAAAAGAUAAUUUGGAGACAUUAAAAGCUACAAUAUCAACUUUAAAGGCGGAGAGGGAGGAGCAAGAUUUAAUCCAUGAUAGCAAAAUUAAACAAUUGGCGGAUGAGGAGAGCCAAGAGAAAAAGAGACUACUCAACGGGUUUGUAUCCCAGAAAAACGAAAUGUUGAACGAAAAUGAAUUGUUGAUGAAGAAAAUUGCUGAGCUUUGUAUGGAUACUGAGCGCAAUGAAUCAAUUUGGAAAGAAGGAGAAAACCAACUUAAGCAACUGCUCGCAAAGGAAAAAAUAAAUACACAAGAUGCGCAUGGUGAAAUUGAGAAAUGGCAGAUAAAAGAAGAAAUGGGUAAAUCACAAACCAAGGUACUGGAAAAGGAAAUUGAAGCAAAAAGAAUAGAUUUGAUGAACACAAAGGCAUAUAUAAAACGCAGUGAAGAUGCGUGGCAAAAAGAACAGGCGAUGCUGCGAGACGAUAUAGAAGUUGAAAAAAGAAAUUGUCAGCGAGCAUUAGAAGCAUUCGAUAUUUUGCAAACGAGAGAGAAAGGCUUUGAAAAGGAAAUGGAGCGAAAGCGAAAGUUAAUAGAUGAAAAUUUUGUCAUUAGAAAUGACAACCUAAACUUGAAGAAGGAUUUGGAUCAAAAGGCAAAGGACUACAACAAACUGGUGGCAACAGUAAAAGAAAAGGAACAUGAGAUGAUUAGCGUUAUAACGUCCAAUAAUAAACUAAAUAAAGAAACCCUUACACUAAAAGAAAGUCUUAUAGAAACAGAAAACCGACUUACUACAUUGCAAGGAACAUAUGACAAAACAAAAGAAAGAUUGUGUAAAGCAGAACUGCAUCUUGCGGUUGUACAAGACGAUAAGGACCGACAAUAUAAAGAAGAUGAUUAUCGAACUGGUAGAAGGAAUGCUUCGACGAUGGACAACAGAAGUAAUAGCAAACGACAUAAAAUGGCAUUAGAGUCAACGAUAAAUUUCGGUCGUCAUAGAGACACCUUCAGAAUUGCUCGUAAAAAUCAAGAAAGAAACGAAUUAAUCGAGAGACUUAAAAAAAUGGAAGAUGGACAGAAAGUACAACAAACCGUACUUGAACAAAUGGAACAAAGGGCUAUAUCAACAGAACAACAAUUAAAAGAUAAGCAAACAGAAAAUGAGUAUUUGGAGCGAACCAUUGAAAGACUGCAAACCGAGUUGAAAGGUUCCAAAUUGAGGCAUGUUUAUUUGUUCAUUUACCACGACGGUCAAAGUAUUUAA
Molecule: messenger RNA, 1401 nt
Organism: Mytilus trossulus (common blue mussel)
Lineage: Eukaryota; Metazoa; Mollusca; Bivalvia; Mytilida; Mytilidae
Product: A-kinase anchor protein 9-like
Exons: 12
Coding region: 1-1401 (466 amino acids)
Source: RefSeq, a predicted model, not a curated record